Messenger RNA from Phytophthora nicotianae INRA-310, 822 nucleotides. RefSeq lists its product as hypothetical. Bases 1 to 822 code for a protein of 273 amino acids. The transcript has a single exon. Lineage: Eukaryota; Oomycota; Peronosporomycetes; Peronosporales; Peronosporaceae. The record is from RefSeq and is a predicted model, not a curated record.
AUGACCGAAGCUCUGACCACAAUGCAUCCCAAAUUCCACCCGAAGACGACACCGACCCUAAUGGACAAGCGGGCCGUUCGACGCGAGCAAUGUCGAGUGAACCAAGCUCGUUAUCGAAAAAGACAGCGAAUCUGGAGACGCAAUCUCCAACAGGAAAAGCAGCGAGUGGAAGAGGAGAUCCAAGGGCUCGAACUGAAGAGACAGAGCAUCCGGUUCGAGCGAAAAACCAACCAAAGCCCAUGGACCAUUAUUGGAGAAGUGUUUCAUCUCUUAGAAGACGGCUUCCGAUCUCCCUGGCGACUGGCGAGCAUGGGGGAGAUGAUGAAGCACCCGGAGACGCGACAGAGCCUUAAGUUCAUGCAGAGAUCCCUGGUUCAUGACGUGGCCAUGGGCGAAUUACGUGGUAUCAAUGCACUCAUGGACCAGUGGAGACGCUACUCACUGUAUUUCGGGGAACCUCAUGUCGAACUUAAGCGAGUUGAGGCUGUAACACCAGGCGUCGUGUUUGCAGUUGCCACGCUCAGUGUGUCCAUCACGGAAUUUACGGUGAAAUGGGUUUUCCCACAUCUCAAAACCCCGAACGACACAGUGCCGAUGCUGGAUAAGAAACUCGUUGGUCAGCGUAUUGACUGCAACUGUACCGUGACAUUUCUCUUUGCUGAAGACAAUGGCCGUAUCAUACGUCUAGAGCCCAACAUCGACUUAGUUUCGCCCAUGCUUCAGCUGUUUGGGAGAAUCUCUGACGUGUCAGUCGUGCUAGGACAAGCUCUACUUACGUCGGAGGGUGUAGUUGGUGAUAUGCUGGGAAGUGGCAGAGACUAA